CCUGACCCACCGGGUCUCCGGGUUUGUGUCAAAAGUUUUUGUCUCGUGGUUUCGUGGAGUUCAUCAAAAUGCCAAAAUUGUUGAGCAGGUGCAGAAAGCUGAAAAUCAAAACACAAAUGGAUCCUCGUCUUUGGCACAAAGUUGCUGCUAUCUCUGGGGCAGUAGCUGUUGGAUUAGGUGCUUAUGGUGCUCAUGGAUUCAAACCCAAAGAACCCGCUUAUAAACAGGUUUGGCAAACAGCUUCUUUGUACCAUUUAAUGCAUACUGCAGCUUUGUUAGCUGCUCCCAUUACCAAACAUCCUAACAUUUUUGGAGGUCUUAUGAGUGCUGGAAUUGUCUUUUUUUCGGGGACGUGCUACAGCGUGGCAUAUCUAGAAGACAGAAAGUUCAAUAGAUUGGCACCAAUUGGUGGCUUUGCGUUUAUAGCUGGUUGGGCUAGCCUGCUUUUCUGAAACUUCGAGGUACAAAAGACAGUAUGCACACUUAUUCACUGUAAACAGAACAGAAUAUUACUUGGACUGGUAGUUUGGUAUAAUACCUCAAAAAUGAUUCAGACAUUAGUGUGAUUGGAUUGUUUCACUACAUAUCGUUUCAGAAUUUACCAGUCUAUCAUGUUGAGUGCAAAAGUGUGAUGCAUCAUCCCAGUACCAUCGACUACUUUUAAGUCUUGAUACCAUUUUCUUGUGUAUACGAGUAUUGCUGUCAUACUGUGGAUAUGUAGUACUAAUUUGCGAUUGUUUUAUUCUCGUAUUUGAAGGGUCUGAAGCAAGAUACACAAGAAAUUAUAGUCAUAAUACUUGUUAUACUUAUCGGUUUGUCUUUAAA
Messenger RNA from Chenopodium quinoa (quinoa), 825 nucleotides. Its product is annotated as transmembrane protein 256 homolog. The transcript is spliced from 5 exons. The record is from RefSeq and is a predicted model, not a curated record. NCBI's taxonomy places the organism in Eukaryota, Viridiplantae, Streptophyta, Magnoliopsida, Caryophyllales, Amaranthaceae. The coding region runs from base 69 to 452 and encodes 127 amino acids.